This is a messenger RNA of Lytechinus variegatus (green sea urchin), 1185 nucleotides long. RefSeq lists its product as uncharacterized. The record is from RefSeq and is a predicted model, not a curated record. Lineage: Eukaryota; Metazoa; Echinodermata; Echinoidea; Temnopleuroida; Toxopneustidae. The coding region runs from base 1 to 1185 and encodes 394 amino acids. Gene Ontology annotation, molecular function: nucleic acid binding. The transcript has a single exon. Gene Ontology annotation, biological process: DNA integration.
AUGUUGAGUACGAGAGGUACAGGUAGACAAACCAUGCGUAUAGCACGCUGGUCUGCUCAGUUGUUACAAUUUGAUUACACUGUAGAGUACAAAGCAGGUCGAGAAAACUACGUUGCAGACGCUUUGUCACGCUUACCGUUAGGUGAUGAAGAAUGGUCAGAUGUAGUAGAUGAAGAAGAGUAUGUUCUAAAUCAAGUAAGAGUAGAUUCACCUGUCACUGUCAAAGAGUUACAAGAUGCAACUAAUAAUGAUGAAGUAUUGGUACAGGUCAGAAAGUACAUUGAGGAAGGAUGGUCUGGUAACCAUAAAUCCUUUCCUCCUGAGAUCAAACCAUAUCUCAUCUUGAGAGAUGAAUUGUCUAUAGUAGAUGACAUUGUGAUGAGAGGGAAUAGAAUUGUAAUUCCAAUGUCACUUCAGGCCAAGUUUGUAGAUUUUGCUCAUUCAGCACAUCAGGGCAUUGUGAGAACUAAACAAAGGUUGAGAGAAACAUACUGGUUCCCACAUAUUGACAAAAUCGUUGAAGAAACAAUCAAAAGAUGUGUCACUUGUCAAGAAAAUGACAAAUCACAUCGCACACACAGUGCACCAAUGCAAUCGGUAGAAUUUCCUAAUUCACCAUGGGAAAAGAUUUCAAUUGACAUUACUGGUCCUUUUGAGAAUGCACCUCAUGACCAAAGAUAUGCAAUUGUAGUAGUUGACUACCAUAGCAAGUGGCCUGAAGUAGCGUUUUGUAGCAAUGUAACAAGCAGGUCUGUAAUACAGGUUCUCAAAACUUUGUUCACUAGAGAGGGAAUUCCAACCCAUUUAGUAUCAGACAAUGGACCGCAGUUUGUGUCACAUGAGUUUGAAGAGUUCUUAGAAGAAUAUGGUAUCACUCAUGUAAGAUCAUCGUUGUACUACCCUCGUGCAAACGGCGAGGUAGAACGGUUCAAUAGGGUUUUGAAGUCUAGCAUUCAAAAUGCUAUGAUCGAAGGAAAAAGGUCUUUCAAAGAGACUACGUUAGAUCUUUUGUUGGCAUAUAGAUCAACACCUCAUCAAGUAACAGGUCUGUCUCCAUCAGAGUUAUUACAUGGUAGGAAGAUGAGAACCAAGUUAGAUGUAAAGGGUAGAAUGCCAGUUAAGACUCAAAGAAAGAAGAAUGAAGUCAAACAAAGGGUAAAAAAAACAAAAACAAAGAAAGUCUGA